This is a messenger RNA of Colletotrichum navitas, 1148 nucleotides long. RefSeq lists its product as uncharacterized. Lineage: Eukaryota; Fungi; Ascomycota; Sordariomycetes; Glomerellales; Glomerellaceae. The coding region runs from base 333 to 1139 and encodes 268 amino acids. The record is from RefSeq and is a predicted model, not a curated record. The transcript has a single exon.
GCGGGGAGAGCUGAGAGUUACCGAUCGUGAUAAACAUACAGUUUGGAUGGUUCAUGGAAUGGUUACCUCAAGCUUUUGGGAGAACCAUCGACUGGAAAACACUGUCCCGCGGCUCAAUCCACAGGAGAUAAAAUGUUUCGGAGAAAGAUGGCAGAACCUGUAUUAGUGUCCCAUCCUGCGCAUGAGCUUGUCAACCAUUCUCAUCCUUUUUCGAGACAACCUAGAUCUUUGACGAGGAAGCCCAUCUCAUUCCACAAUCCAAUCCAAAUCCACGUUAUUCUAAAGGCGACCAGCAGUCUUCUACGAUCCUAGGUUAGGUCUAAGGAUUGGCAAUGGGUUUCAAUAAGUAUUUUGGGCUUGGAAGGGGUGCUGCGUCCCCAUCGCUCGACCAACACGGAGCGAUGCCAUCAACUGAAUUGGAAAAUACGCUGUCCGGACCCAAGACAGACAGAGACAGCAGUGAAUCAGAUCUUAUGGCAUCCAAAUGUAUCAAGAUUGCAGUCGCAGCCUACAGCAUCGAGCGCCGCGUUCUCGAGACACUCCACGAUACUCUGCAGGCCAGUCUCAGAGAAGAACACGCCAUGGAUCUGUGGAGAUUCAAAAGAUCGCUUAGAGAUCACGCAGUCAAUGCGCGUACCAAGCGUCACUGGGAAUCAGACCGAAAAGUGUGUACUGGUCAAAGCUGCUUCGAUAAGCCGGCCUCUUACGAAGAGUGUGCUAGAUCGGCCUGCACUUACGUCCACCAGAAAUUGGCAAUUGCAAAAUUCAUGGUCCUGCAGGCCAAGGAGAGGACGGCGGCCGCCAAAGAAUGCAAUGAGCAGCUCGAUGGCCUUAGGAAGGAGUUUGGCGACUGCAUCAUGCCCGGAAGAAACGGGGGCGUCAAGGAGGAGGACUGCGCCAGCGAGCGACACGCACUGCUUGUCGACUGGGGGCUUACCAACACGAGCACGAAGGAAAGCGACAGGAGUUGGGAGAACGACCUGAGAGAUAUGGUCCGGCUGAGUGUCAGUGAGGAGAGGGAAGAGAAGGCAAAGUCGAGAAGGACGACCUCGACGAAGUCCAAAGAAGCCGGGAGGGUGUCGGCGUCCAUACGGCCGAGAAGACUGUCUGUGGUGUUGGAAUCCAGCGAGGAAGACUGAGGGUUUCGG